CAGCCGAGCACCAGCCCUGCAGGCCCUUUCCCGUGCCACCCACCCCAUGCUCUGCAGGCUCCAGAGUCUAGCCUUGGUGAACAUCUUGCCCUCUGCUUCUCAUCCUGGAUGGUCUACAGCUGUCCAGAUAAGAGAGGGCUGAGUACCCAAACCCAUGUUUGAAAGGACAGGGCUCUGACUCAGGCCCCAAAGGAUAGAAUGUGGGUCACUACUGGAAAAGUGUCUGACAGCCUGUAACCAUGUGUUCUAGUCCACUUUGUCCCUGGCUUUGUGGCCUCAGGCCCCAUCCCCUAUGUGUGCCUCAGUUUCCCCCGGCUGUACCAAUAGUAGGUAUUCUGACUGGACCCUUUCCAUCUCGCCUAUCCCGAGGUCUACUAGCCUGCGGAUCAGCCGCCAGGGGGCGCAGCGAACUCAGGCUCCGGCCGCUGCCGCCCCGCCCUGCCCCCCUCCAGAUUCCACGCCUUGACACUGUUGCCGUGGCUCCGCAGGCAAUAUCCCAUUCACCCUUGUCGCCAGCAACGACCCGCUGCUUCCCUACAGGAGAUGAAAACCCCCUUAUCACUGCCGCUGCUCCCGGUUUUCCCCUCCGCUGCCCUCCCCUUUCACCCUUAAGGGCACCUGGUGAGGGGUGGGGAACGGGUUCUGAGUCAGCGCAGCUUCAGCCUCAGCGUGGUGUGGCCUUGGGAAGCUCUUUAAUUUGCUGGCGGUAGGGCAGGGAGAUUGAGAAGGCCAUUAACGGAAACUAGGACCUUGUCUCUGUCGACGCACACACCCAGCAUCCCUCUCCACACCCACCCCCUCAGCCUGGACGUCUGGGGAGGGACCAUCCCUGGGAGCUCUUGCCCAGUCCUGCAUUGUCUGAACGCUGGAGUUCUGGGGAUCCUAGCCUCUGAUUCGGAGCAGCUUGAGGCUGUGGUCCAGGAACUCGGAAUGUUGGGGAAUGCGGCCCGGGAAUGAGGGCUGCUGUGGCCGCAUCAGCAGCACGAACGCUUGCUGCCACCACGGGGUAGGGCGCCUGGGGCCAGCCCAGGAACCAGGCAGCAGCUGGACGUGUGAGGUCUGCGGAGGCUGGCGGGUCUUACCCGGCGGCCACGAACAACCGCGCGCCAACCGGUCGCAGUUGGUGUGGCAUACCCAGCGGGGCCAGAACCCGGGCCGCGUGAGGCGGCACCAGGCAAGGUCCACCUGCUAGUGGCGCGGAACCCCCGCCGCCUUCCCCAGCAGCUCCCGGGCGCCCAGCGCGGGCAGCGGCAGCACCGCGACGUCUAGGCCAGCUUGCUUCUGUAGCACGCCGUGCUGUCAGCCAGUGGGGCUCCGUGUGCGGAGUUGCGCAGGUCCGGGCCCGCCGCCAUCCAGAACGGCCCGGAGGAGGCGCCCACAGGUGCAACAGCAGCUCCGGGACCACUGGGCGCUUACUGGUAGCCGCCAGGUGCCCAUGAAGGGCUUUAGGGCCGUGCAGGGGCCUGGGCAGGCCACCAGAUCAGUGGCACUAAUGCAUCUUGCGGGCCGGGGACCACCCUCAAGGCUUGCGGAGUUAAAAGCCAGUGCCGCCGAGAGCACCAGCGGCACGUGCCUACUCAGGCGGUGACAUCCUGCCCUUCCAGCCCUCCGUGGUCGCCUGAUACACAUUCUUUUGAAGGUUUCACAUGAAAAACACUGAGGUUACAACAUUCACCCAUAUUAUCAAGUUUCCCCCAUAUCCCACUCAAGUCACUGUCCAUCAGUGUGGUAAGGUGGCACAGAGUCACUGCUUGUCUUCUCUGUGCUACACUGUCUUCCCUGUGACCCCCCACACACCAUGUGUACUGAUCUUAAUACCCCUCAACCCCCUUCUCCCUCCCCACCCACCCUCCCCUACCCCUCCGCUUUGGUAAGGCUAGUCCCUCUUGGAGUCCGAGUCUGCUGCUUUGUUCCUUCAGUUUUGCUUCGUUGUUACACUCCACAAUUGAGAGAAAUCAUUUGGUAUUUGUCUUUCUCUGCCUCUGUUUUUAUCAGCUGCUCCCCCUGCCACUGCGGGCAGCUCUUUGCACUAGCACUGUCGAAGCCCAGCCCCUGUGGAGGAAGGGUAUUGUGCAUCCAGGCUUCUGGCAAUCAACGGUGUGUCGCUUUAAUUCAGGGUGUUUGUGGAUCUCUGUCAGUGAUUCUAAAAUCUUGCCAGAGCCCAGAAACCUACAAUUCUGCCCUUCAGUGAUCAUAAGAUCUUACCAUUCUUUAAUUUGGUUCUGAUAGCUUUGAAUUCAGGUUUGGCAAGUCUAGAUAUGAUUCGAAAUACCAAUUCAGUGAGUCUCUGCUUCCAAAAGUUCAGGAAUGUUCUGCUUCAGAUGAGUGACUUAAGGCUUUAGAGCAGCACCUCUGAGUAUUGGUGAAAACCCCAGUGGCUUUUCACCAGGGCCUGCCUCAAAAGCAAAUUCUGAUGUCAUCAAUGUCCCCUGAGGCUAUUUUCUCUCCCCUUUCACAGACUACCCUCCCAGUUUCUAGAAAGACUCCAUAUGGGCUCCAUAUUAUUCUCCCUUAACUCUGCAAACUGCCCUCUGCCCCCACUACAAUUGUCCAGUUUACCAACAGCCUUGUUAAAUCCCAUGCACCCUUCCACCAGGCUGGCCUCUCUAACCCUGGAAACAUUUGGGCAUGUGGCCCAUUCCUUCUCCAGGAGAUCCAGGCCAGGACCCCAUGACUGAAUCACACAGCCAUCCACCAAGACCAUUAAUUAGCCUCCGGCUUUUGCUUGGACAAGAGGAUCCUAACAUCACUCAUUAUAUCGUUUCCCCUCUGUCCACCCUUUUCAUCCCAGGCCAUGAAAAACUAGUUACAAAAUAAGCAGUUCAUCUCCCUGUUUUAGGACUUUCACUAGUUCCCAUUGCCCUCAGGCUUCAGACUCCUUGAAGGAUCACAAAAACCCUGCAGUAUCCAGCCAGACUGAACCCCUGGAACAACCCCUGGAUGGGUCUUGGGAUUCUCAGGGCCUGGGUGAGGAGCCCAUCUGAAGCCUGCAGAAAGGAGCCUCAUUCUGGUUUCCUAGCCUAGAACACCCCAUUGAAGACUAGGAAUCUUUUCUGAGCUUGGAUUGGAGCCCUACUUAGAGCAGGGAGCGGGAGGAGGGGGCCUAGAGUCAUCAGACAGGGCCACAAGGUGGAAGUGCCAGGAAUGGGCUGGGCUCUGGGCACGGAGGGGUUAACUAAAAGCGAAUCUCAGAGAGCGAGAUCAAUGGGUUACUCACUGCAGAAAGAGGCAGAAGCAACGCAGAGAGGCAAAGAGCCAGGCAGAGGAGCAUGCCACCUGAGGAAAACCAGAACCCGAGGAGGAGGUGGCCAGUGGCUCCUCCGGAGGCAGUGCCCAAGUCCAGCUCACCAGAGGGGCCUUAGCGGAGAAGUGAGAGGCAGACCCGCACCUGCAGGAAGGCAGCGAGGGGCAGUCACUGAGCCAGGAGGCAGCCUCAGCGGGGCCGGUUCACCUAGAAUCCAGCAAGGGUCCAGUGCCCAGAGUUGAGGUGGGUAUCGUCCAUCCCGGGUUUUGGAGGCCUGCUGCAUGCUGGAUGCUGGGGCAGUGGGGGUGCAGAUAAUGCCUUUCUUCCCUUCUUGCCGGGUCCCCUUGCCUUUAAUUUGUACAACCACUCGAGAGGUCCCAGGCAUUAAUGGAUCCACAAGUAUGCCCAGGUUGUCAGAGGCACCACCUGUUACAAGCUCUUAGAUGAGUGCUCCAGCCUGGGAGUCAGUACCAAGCUGGCAACAGCCCCAGAUCUGCCAAAGUGUGGUAUUAGCAUCCCGUGUUGUUUCCCCCCUCCAACCACCACCACUGAGCUCCAAUUCCCUCAUGCAAAAAGAGUAGUGGCCUGUAUGGUUUUCCCUGUUGUGCCACUGUUGGGGGUGGAGAGUGGUUCUCAGUAUACUGGGCUCUCCAAUGACUCAGGGAUGUUACCUGUGUUUUACUGACCUUGACCCACAUCCAAGAGUCUUCCUGGGGCUUCAGAUCCCCACGGAGAAGUAAGGAAAAUAUACCAGCUCCUGGGGUUGGAGUUGCCCUCUCCCCUCAUCUGCUAUGUCUCUGCCGGACUCUGCCUGUGCCUUUACCUGCCUCAUUGGUUGGAGGUGUCCAUCAACUACCUAGUCAGCCCUUCACACCCUGGGCUAUGGAGGUGUUCCCUAGGAGACUGAGAAAUGCAUCUCAGACAUCAAUGUGACUGUGCUGGGAACUUGCACAGUGGGACUCUGAUAAUUUUGGCUCUGUGCCCCCACUCCCAUCCUCAUUCCCCAUGAGCUUUAAGCCCAGAAGACCUGGCCAGGCCCAGGCUGGGGGCCUUGGUCGAGUUACCAGAGCAGUGGCCUCCUGUCUGAGAACUUUAGCUUCUCUUCCUCAGGUGCCCAUCUGAUGGGGACAUGGCUGAUGCACAGAACAUUUCGCUAGACAGCCCAGGGAGUGUGGGGGCUAUGGCAGUACCUGUGGUCUUUGCCCUCAUCUUCCUGCUGGGCACAGUGGGCAAUGGGCUGGUGCUGGCAGUGCUGCUGCAGCCCAGCCCUAGUGCCUGGCAGGAGCCGGGCAGCUCUACGGACCUCUUCAUCCUCAACCUGGCAGUCGCCGACCUCUGCUUCAUCCUGUGCUGCGUACCUUUCCAGGCUGCCAUCUACACAUUGGACGCCUGGCUCUUUGGGGCCCUUGUUUGUAAAGCUGUGCACCUGCUUAUCUACCUCACCAUGUAUGCCAGUAGCUUCACACUGGCUGCUGUCUCAGUGGACAGGUACCUGGCCGUGCGGCACCCACUGCGCUCGAGGGCUCUGCGCACGCCACGCAACGCCCGCGCCGCCGUGGGCCUGGUCUGGCUGCUGGCGGCGCUCUUCUCGGCGCCCUACCUCAGCUACUACGGCACGGUGCGCUACGGCGCGCUGGAGCUCUGCGUGCCCGCCUGGGAGGACGCGCGCCGCCGCGCCCUCGACGUGGCCACCUUCGCCGCCGGCUACCUGCUGCCGGUGGCCGUGGUGACCUUGGCCUACGGACGCACGCUGCGCUUCCUGUGGGCGGCCGUGGGCCCCGCGGGCGCGGGGGUGGCCGGGGCCCGACGCAGAGCCACGGGCCGCGCGGGGCGCGCCAUGCUGGCGGUGGCCGCGCUGUACGCCCUCUGCUGGGGCCCGCACCACGCGCUCAUCCUCUGCUUCUGGUACGGCCGCUUCGCCUUCAGCCCGGCCACCUACGCCUGCCGCCUGGCCUCGCACUGCCUCGCCUACGCCAACUCCUGCCUCAACCCGCUGGUCUACGCGCUCGCCUCGCGCCACUUCCGCGCGCGCUUCCGCCGCCUGUGGCCCUGUGGCCGCCGCCGCCGCCGCCGCCCCCCGGGCGCCCACCGCGCCCUCCGUCGCAUCCGCCCGGCGUCCUCGGGCCCUGCCGGCUGCCCGGGCGACGCCCGACCUCGCGGGAGGCUGCCGGCCGGUGGCGGCUGGGGCGGGGAUCCCAGGAAGGAGGCUGCCCGCGGUGGAGAGGCCGGGCGAGCCGGGGCUGCCCCGAGACCGGAAUAAACCUUGCCGCCUCCCUCUGCUGGGCGUCCGUGCAUCUGUCACUCCCAGUCCCAGGGCGGAACGCUACUAACGUAGGGGAUGGGGCCAACGCCAGGGGCAGUCCGAGGAACAGUGGUCGCGCGGCGCUCACAGCCCUGCGGUGAACGUGGGUCCACGCAGCCAAGCGCAGCCCCCACGUGCCAUCCAUAGGAGGGCAGGCCCUCCGCUCAACGCCCUAACCUGGUCAGCACCUUCUAGGCCCUGCCUCCUCCUCCACCCUUUACCCUUCUCCCUUUCAAGCCCUGUCGCUAUUAUUAAUACUAGUGGCUAAUAUAGAAAAUUUAUUACACAUUUACUAUGUAUCUUAUGCAGAACUACUACGUCAAUUACCAAAGCAGCUUUGCAAGGUAAGUGUAAUUAGUUCCAUUUUACAGGUGUAGAAAUCAAGAAUCAGAAGGUUUAGUGAUUUGCCCAAGGUUAUAUAGUUGGUGUUUGGCAGAGGUUGGAUUCAAACCCACUGCCGUCUAACUGUGUCUACUCAGUGGAGUCUCCUUCACCUCUGAGGCCUCUGCUCUGUUAACGGUUUCUAAGAUUUCCUUGGUUCUUCCUGAUUCUGCAUCUGCCCUCUUUCCCAAACCUGCAGCUCCCACAUUUGACUGGAUGCCCUGGAAAUCCCAGAGAGCCCAAGCGCCUUCCUUAGGAGAGUUCUUUUCAGUUACUCAGGCCAGUGGGCUUCCCCUGGGCUUCCCCCAGCCAUCAAGACCUAGGUCCACUGCCUGACCCAACCCCUUCGUACUGUUCCUUCAGCCAUUUGGUGCCCCUGAGCCAUCGUAAGGCCCCAGCUGGCCUCCCAGCAGCCCUGGCUGCCAUGUGGCCCCCUCCCUCCCUAUCCCUGCACACAGCUGGGGUAGUCUGUGGCUGUGGAAACCUCUUAAUUAACCAAUAAAUCAGUCUCAAUGGUUGCAGAGCUGCCCACAUCCCUCCCUUCCUCCCUCACCUAACGCCAAUAAUGUUUAUUAGCUUCUGGUUUAGGCCUGAGACCUAUCAGCCUCAGUGUCUCCAAGCACACCUCCUAGCUGCUGGGCACCCUGGGAAGGCCCCACCCUAAUAGUAGGCAGCUGCAGCAUCCUCAUCACUGUCUGUCACCUGCCACAGACCCAGGGGUCAAAGUAGCAGUUACCCUUCACAGGGAGAGAUGAGACCCAGCCUCUGCUUUGAGGGCCCAGCUCAGAGGCCAACACCUGGUGUAUUUUCUCCCACAUCUCUUCCAAGGAUUCCACGGCCGACUCAGGGUGCAGCAGGGGGAGUGUGUCUGGAGGGCAGGGUGUGACACUGCCUACUUCCGCUCUACCCUCAUGGCCUCUGUUACCCCGUAGCCACCAGUCACUCAUCCACUGGCUCAUCAUUGCUUUGCACCAUCCCUGGCUGGCAAGGGACAGUAUCUCCAUUUUCAGAAGCAAAAACUGAGGCUCAAGGAUGUAAGGUAACUUGAUCAGGGCCAAGUGGCAUGUUCACAGCAGAGCUGGGAUACUACCGGGCCUAUGGGAUGGCUCUCACGGCAGCCCAGGCAACACUGGGAAAACAUCGCAGACUACCUGACAGCAGCUGCACAACAGUGGUGAGUGCCUACAAAGCAGAAUUAGGUAACAAAAUCUCCCCCACUUGGCCGUGGUCAGUCCAGCCACCCAUCUGGGCUGUGGCUUUUCCACAGACACCUUUGUGGGCACAGAGAGAUAACCAAUUGAAAACAGCCUCCAUCUAGGAUGGGCAGGAGACAAGAUCACCAAGCCGGGGAGUGGCAUUGCCAGAAUUUAAACCUGCCUGAAACCCCAGGCCUAGGGGAGCAGGUUGGUCAGUGGUAACCCUCCACAGGGGCCUGGAUCUCGGCUCAACUGGCAGAGGGACAGUUGCACAGCUCAGGCCUCUGGCUGGACUCCAAAGGCUCCUGCUUCUGAAGCAGAUCCCUCUGGCCCUUUGGAACCAGAUAAAGAAACAUGGGGGCCCCAACUAAUGGAGGACAGUACAGCCUGGCCCAGAGGAGGCACACAGCAGGUAUCUGAUACACAGGGGAGAGGUGCCAGGGAAGGAAAGGCAUGGUCUUUCCCUUCCUUCUUUCCUUUAUCCCCCAAACAUUUGAGCACCUGCCUCAAGCUAUGCCUUGAGGGGAAGACAAAGGUGGUGUGUGUUUGACCUGUUGUUCUCUGCCUUCAGGAGCUCUCAGACUAGCUGGAGAGCAAAAUACCAAAAGAGAAAGGAUAGCACCAUGUGAUGGAACCGUAACAUAAGAGCACAUAGUUCUGAAAGGGUAUGGAGGAAGCUCCAGCCUGCCUGGGCAGGCCAAGCAGGAGUCCCAGAGGAGGUGACAUUUAAGAUGCAUUUUCUGGAGAAAAGGUGGGAAGGGCCUGCCAGGUAGAACAGCAGCUUGUGCCAAGGCAGGGUACAGGUAGGAGCCGCAUGUGGGCUCAUGCAGCUGAAGCAGGGCAGGGUGGGGUCUGGGGAAGCCAGGAGGGUGAGUGUGGUGGGAUCAUAUGCACCGCCUAGGCCAGCUGAGCAGAAACUUCCUCUUCGAGGCAGACCGGUAGGUUUUGAGGAGGGGAGGAGCCCCAUCAGAAGUGUGGUCAGAAAGCCCCUGGGAUUGCUGUGUCGAGGCUGGGUUGGAAGUGCCAGGCUGGCAGCAAGAAGAGCAAUCCAGAGGCUGCUCUGUGAGCCCCUGGCAGGAAAGCCACCACCAAGGGCCUGGCCUAGAGCUGGGAAAUUAUUUUUGCCAUGGAUUUGGCAGGAAGAUUGAUGGCCUGCUGCUGGGCCUGGGCUUGACCCCUGAGGCCCAUGGAUCUGCUUCAGAGGGCUAAUGAAAUGCUCGGAAGAGCAGAUGGUUAAAAUUCUUUGGUUAGGAGAGAGCUCUGAGUCCUGUAGGGCCAGAGGAAGGCACCGGGGGCUAGGAUGGAGGCUGAAUGUGCCCUGGGUUGGGCCUGGGGCAGCCUGGAGCUGAACUUUGAAUUCUGCAGCCCUCUCACCCUCCUAUCUGUGCAAAACUCUUGGGGGUGGGCCUAUAGUAUUCCUGUCUGAGCACAUAGGGUUCUCCUUCUGGAAAGAAAGACAGCAGCACAGGGGAUUGUGGGAGCUCAGAGGAGGGCCCUAGCCCAGCCUAGGGAGGCAGAGAAGACUUCCGGAAGGAGCUGGUGCCCUAGCUAAAUCCUGGAGAAUUAAUCAGGGGAAGGGAGAGAAUGAGGGACAUGUACACAGGCGCCCUGGAGGCAGGCACAGUGUGAUGUGCCGAGGCCUGGAACAGGGAACACAGGAGCCCUGGCAGCAAGUGAAGUGGGAGAGGCGGAAGGCAGUGGCAAAGGAUUCUGUAAACCCUCUCUGAAAUGGAGGCUGCACUUUGUCCGGAGGGCCAUGGGGAGCCACUGAAAAGUUUUGAUCAAGAGUGACUGAUCAGAUUCACUCCUUAGGGAACUCUGUCUGGCUACAAGGCAGGCUUGCCUGGGAAGGGAGAGCAGAACGAGACUGGGGGCAGGGAGACCAAGUGGGAGGCCGGUGUGAGAACCUAGAGAGAUGAAGAUACCCUAGUUGGCAGCAGUGGGGAGACAAGGACAGGACAAUCACUUAGGAGGUGUACUUGAUGAUUAAACAUUGAUGCGGGGCCGGGGGGCAGGUAUCCCGGAUGACAUCCCAGACUUGUGGUUUGAGCUGCUGAGGGCGGCAGUGAUGGUGGGGGAGCAGCUUUGUGGGGUGCGUGUGGAGGAGAGAGUGCUCAGCUGGAACAUGUUGAGACUGAGGGGCCUGGGGAACAUGGUGGGGGUGCCCCUCGUGUACUGGGCACCUGCUCCGUUUCAGGCCUUGUGCUUGACCCUGGAACAUGUGUCUCAUUUGCUUUAGAGUCUGAAGGUGGAGAAACUCAGAGAAGCUCAGAGAGAGAUUAAAUUAUUUGCCCAAGAUCACAGAGCCAGCCCAAAACAGAGGUCUAACUCAGCUUCUUUUCUGAUUUCGGUUCCUGGUCUUUAGGGAGAAGAGACAGGAAGGAGCUGAUUGAAGGGGAGGAAGGAAUUUGAAUGUGCAAAGGUAACCCCUCAGCCCUGACCCUGACCUGUGUAACAGCCAUAGCCAGGCUGAAACCGUAGCCCGGCUGAGGGGAGGGUGGGUGAGGUGAGGGCUGUGGCACAGCUCUGUUAACCACCACUCCCUGCCUACGGCUGGCAGGAACGCCAUCAUUUAUCAACUUUGAGGUGUGUACCUGGGGACAUACGUACCAAUUAACCACCCCGAGGUUUCCUAUUAAUGAGCAUCACUUCCUCUGCCCUGAUGCAGGGCUCAUUUGCCAGCUGCCAGCUGGAUCCAGGAUGGCAUGAGGCCAGAGGGACAGGCUGUGCAGGGGUGGAAUUGGUUUAAGAGGACAAGACUGAUUUACUGAGGCAUCUGCUUGGUGCCAAGUUGGUUUAGCAGCCCAGGCUCUGUGUAGGGGUGAGACUGAAGCAGGAGGGAGAGUGGUGAGGGGCUGAGGGGCAUGGAUGUCAGCUUGGAGGAGCUGGGGGUGCUCUGGACGGCUGUGGUGCUGGAGAGGGUGCUGACCUGGGCAUCUGGUGGACUUGCCAGGUCAACUCAGAGAUGGCAUAGUCAAGGCAUGGACUUUGAGCCACGUUGUUGGGUGUGAAUCCUGGUUCCUGCACGUCACAGCUCUGCCCUCUCUAUGCCUCAGUAACAUGUAGAACUGAGCUCUGUCUGAGCCGGGUCCCAUUCGAGGCAAACCCCCUCGGUUGCGUGCCGGCCUCUGCCGGUUGUCUGUGAUGCUUCGAGGGCUCUCUGGCUAAUAGAUCCUCGUCUCCAUCAGGACUCUUACAAUCCAGCUAAGGAGGCAAGGCUCACCCACCCCUGCCCUCUGGGUGUGAUGAGCACCAAGUGCUUCUAUAACAUGCCAUUCGCCUAGGCUUCCAAAGUGGGAGAAAGUCACUAGGCUGGUGUCGGCCAGUCACAAGGACAACAGAACCGUCAGCGCCCUGACCGGGGCUUCCCGCAGCGUGUUUCCUCAUCCAUAAAGCGAGCUGAUCAUAUCUCCCUUCUGCACCGAGGCCUCAGUGUGAGCUGCAGAGCCAGCCUCACGGGGUUUGGGCCCCGAUCCCCUCUGGGCCCCCUAGCUGGGGGAGCCAGGGUGUCAGUAAUGACCUCCUGACCCUGUCUUGGGCUCAGCAUCUCAAGCAACCUAGGGAGCAAGCAGCCCUGGAGGGGAUAGGGGCUGUCUCCCGGAGGGGCCUUCCCCCGGAGCUCCUGGUGCCUGCUCUGGGUAAGGGCGCAUCCAAUGGCAGAGAAGAGGUGAUAAAGCCGCCUCGGAUUCCUGCUGCCAGAGCAUCUCUGCAGACUUGGGGACCGCAGCAGCCUGGCUUCACCUCCCCCUCUGGCUAGCCUCUUACUCCCCUGGGCCCACAGCCAGCUCAUACCCGUCCUCCGUCUCCAGGCUUCGCUCAUGCUGCUCCCUCCACCCACCUCUGGGUGCCUGUGAGGACAGAUGAGGCUGCCACCAAAGAUCAGCAAGGACCACUCCAGACCCAGCUCAGCCCCAUUACCUGGCACUGUCCUCCCUCCCCAGGUGGCCAGGUGCAUGCCUUGUGUUCAGCGAGGAAAGGGCCAGGCCUUCCCUGCACCUGAGCCAGGUCGGAGCCCAAGAUGUCCGUUCAGUAAGGUUCCUUGCUUCUUACCGUAUCCUGGAGCACUAAGGGCACUGGUGCUUUGGACAUCUUGGCAGAGAUUAUGCUAGACCUGAGCUGGGCCCUAUCUGACCUCAAGCAAGUUACUUUCUCUGAGCCUCCAUUUUUUGCAUCUAUAAAAUAGUGGGAGCAGUAAUGUCAACUACCUAAUAGUGAGAACCUGUGAAUAUUCUUCUCCAGGCAUUUACCACCGUCUGCCAUGGGCGACGACAGGCACUUUGUUCUCUCAUUCACUGCUGUAUUCCCACACAGAGCAUUGCCCAGUGCACAGCAAACAUCCAGGAAGUAUUUCUAACGUGAAUGAAAUGUGAGGUAUAAAGCAAGGACCCUACCCAGCAGGUGAAACCAACAAGUGUGGAUUUCUUCUUCCUGCCCCUCCACCCCAUCCCCUCCCUGCUUCCCACACUCACUCACUCCCAGAGCAGCUAUUACCAGAACUAACUCCUAUGCAGGCAACCUCUGUGGAGAUCUCCAUCCUGCCCCUGCCCAGCCCGGCCAGCUCAGGGCCUGUGUGUGUUUUCUGACUCACUCCAGUGUCUGGGGCUGACCUUAACUGGCUGGCUCUUCAGACAGAUUUGGGGUUGCAGGGAAAAUCCUGGCUGGAAAUGGGGUGAAGCAGACUGUCUGUCUGUCUGGCAAGUAUCUGAUGACUGGCCCAUAAGCCACCUUCAUCUGCCAAGCCCUCCAUUCAGUUUAUACAGCCAGGGAGGGAGUAGACAAUAGCCCCUUUGCUGGUCUGCACAGCCUGUUCUCAGUGUUACACGGCAACAGGGCCAGAGUGGGUGGUGUGCCACAGGACGGAGGACACUGCAGAGAUGCCCCCAGCUUUCCAGGUGGGGAGUGGCUUGGUCCAGACCAAGAACUUGUUAUGAGUUAAGCCAGUGAGUCUCUCUCUGUAUCAGGCUGUCCUGGAAACGGGUGCAGUCACCUCGGCAUUCACCACAUCCCAGCACGCCCCAACCCCUCGGCUCUGCCAACAUACAGCAGCCUGCCUCGGGAUAAUGAGUCUGGGAAGUGCCCAGGUGGUCCCCAGGAUGCCCCUCACCUAUCUGUGGCAAGAGUUUUUAACCUUUUCUGAGUGUGAACUCUGCUGAGAAUGGAAGCUAUGGACCCUUGUAUCAGAAUCACACAUGCGCACUCUUCACACAAAAUCUUGUAUCGUUUUGGGGGUUCAUUCUUCUCUAAGGGCCCGUUAACCAAACCCCUUAGACCUGAAAUUGAGAAACUUGCCUCACUUCUCUUGAGGGUGAGCGGCCCUGGAGUGUGGUGGGGAGAGGCUCACAGGAGCAGGUCCCAUGAAGUUGCCACUGAGUUUGAAGUCCAUUCCCUCCCACCCUGGUGUCUCCUCUACUCUGGAC
Manis javanica (Malayan pangolin) is the source of this 12540-nucleotide messenger RNA. RefSeq names its product galanin receptor 3 (gene GALR3). Lineage: Eukaryota; Metazoa; Chordata; Mammalia; Pholidota; Manidae. Gene Ontology annotation, cellular component: plasma membrane. Gene Ontology annotation, molecular function: galanin receptor activity. The record is from RefSeq and is a predicted model, not a curated record. Gene Ontology annotation, biological process: G protein-coupled receptor signaling pathway; negative regulation of adenylate cyclase activity.